AUGGGCUUCAUAUCCACCCUGUCACGCUGCAUGCGAAAGAACCGUCUCUCCAAAAGACACUCAACAACAAGCACCAAACUCCACGACGAAGACUCAAACGACCUAAUCAAAACAACCUCUGAAACAGCCUCUCUGAACCGCGCAAGCAUGGAUUCCACCUCAACCAUGGUCCACCACUCGUUCCACGAGCCAGUCCUACCAUGCGAAGCACCAGCGAACCGUAUGCAGAUCAGGACAGAUAAUGGGAAUAUGCGAACUUUGUUCGACGGGAAUACUACGUCCAACCCGCCGAUAGAUCGCGCGACCAGGGCGCUGGCCAGACCCGCGUAUCCGGUUUUGAAAUUGGAUUGUCGGUCGCCUGUUGAUUCGCCGAGGAGGGUGCUGAUGGAGCCUUUGGAGAUGGGAAGGGAUAAAAACACGAGCAAAGCCUCAGAUGAUGCUGGUGGUUAUCCGGGAAAGGGUGCUUCGUCUACGACAACGGCCCAGAAGGGCUUUUCGUCUGCUGAGAAAUGUGUGGCUGAGAAGAAGGAUAAGAGGUCUAUGACGGCUUUGUUGAGGAAACAUUGUGGGUUGAAUAUUCCGCGCUCGUCGAUCUCGGUUAAGACGUCGCGCAGUCUACAGUCGCCGAAAUGGUUGGAUUCUGCUGGGGUUACGGAGGAGGAGAGUUUGGUGGAUAAGAAGGAUGAGAAGUGGGUGGAGGGCGGUUUGCAUGAUAAGAAGAGGAGGAAUAGUGUAUGGGGUGGUGUUGGGUUUGGGAGACUGGGGUAG
Molecule: messenger RNA, 768 nt
Organism: Penicillium samsonianum
Lineage: Eukaryota; Fungi; Ascomycota; Eurotiomycetes; Eurotiales; Aspergillaceae
Exons: 1
Coding region: 1-768 (255 amino acids)
Source: RefSeq, a predicted model, not a curated record